AUGAUGCUGGAAAACCUACAGGGACCCAGAAAUGUCAUCCAUGCAAAAACCAACAUAGACUUGGGCAGUCCCACUAAGAAAAAUGAUUUCAGAUACCCGCACAAGACACACCUCAAACCAGCCCUUGAUCAGCCUAUACCGGAGCGACCCAUUAUUCGGCAAAUUACAAUUGAUCUUCGACCUAUCCUGGGGCAGGUUAUUGAUGCUUGUGAAGUGGAUAAUGAAGACACACCAGAAGUUUUAAAACAAGAGAACAAAAGAAGUGAGGCACAUACAGAUAUUUCAUCUCCCUUGCAGAGGAAUUCAGGGGCAAUCAGCAUUUCUCUCCCCUCAGUGUCAAGCUGUAAAAGCUGUGAAAAGUCCAGGCCUCCACAAACUGUUGAGCGGGCAGUAAGUUUGGUGGCACUAACAAACGAAGGCACACUUACUUGUGACCCAGUACACAAAUCUAGGAACUCUUUCCCUGCUUUCUUCCCCAAAGUAAUAUUAAACCAAAUUCCUCCUCCGAAGACCUCUAAGGAGCAAAGGCCUUUAAGUAAAAUUAAUGCAUCUUGGCAAGGUGUGGAGAAACUGCAACUUCCAAUGUCUGAACUGGUGAGGCUGGUGAAGGAGAGGACAGACAGUGGGCAUCACACACUAAUUGCCCGAGUGCUCUGUUCACUUAGAGAAAAAGAGGAGAAACCCAUUCAUCAAGGUGCACAGGAUGUCAGAGAGCUAGGAAGCAUGCAUGAGGAGACACCCUAUAUAACAUGUGCCGUUGGGGGUACCAGACUGACAUGGAUGAAAAGAAGGUGAUGGAUCUCUGUAAAAAUCAGAAGGAUACAAAACCUGAGACUUUUAGUCCUUUUUUGACAGCAACUAUUCCCACAUAAUCUCUGCUUCCCUGCUUUUCAUGUUUGUAAAUCAAAUCCUGCCCCAUAUGAUUUUCUUCCCAAUGAGGAGACGUUACUAGCAGAAUAAUAUCCCCUGAUCUGUAACGUAGAGGAAAUGAUUCCCUGAGACUGGAUUGGGUGUUUGAGUUCUGGUCAGGAUGUGACAUCUUCUCAUAGAGCAGGAAUCUCUGCUGGGAUCAUAACCUUUUGCUUAAAAUCACAUUGAGUAAUGUAAAUUCUUUAUUUAAAAAUAAAAUAAAAAUUCUACACAAAUAUGUAAUAUUUUUGCAGUUUAACGAUUUGGUCCAUUCUGCACUAAUAUUUUCAUUUUGGGGAUACCAAAUAUACAACUCAGUGCUGCAGAGGCAAGCCCCAGCCCUUGUCAAGUACAUUUACAGGCCACUUUAUUAUGUUGUUUACGCCAAAUUCUGACCCUACCAUCUUAAUGUCGCAGCUGAAAUUGAGACUCAUCAGACCAGGCAACAUUUUUCCAAUCUUCUCUUGUCCAAUUUUGAUGAGUCUGUGUAAAUCGUAGCCUCAGUUUCCUGUUCUUAGCUGACAGGAGGGGCACCUGGUGUGGUCUUCUGCUGCUGUA
Messenger RNA from Rana temporaria (common frog), 1467 nucleotides. RefSeq lists its product as uncharacterized. The coding region runs from base 1 to 795 and encodes 264 amino acids. The record is from RefSeq and is a predicted model, not a curated record. The transcript is spliced from 5 exons. Lineage: Eukaryota; Metazoa; Chordata; Amphibia; Anura; Ranidae.